Lachancea lanzarotensis is the source of this 1596-nucleotide messenger RNA. RefSeq names its product LALA0S01e07536g1_1 (gene CIN10). The record is from RefSeq and is a predicted model, not a curated record. Gene Ontology annotation, molecular function: myo-inositol:proton symporter activity. The transcript has a single exon. Gene Ontology annotation, cellular component: membrane. Gene Ontology annotation, biological process: transmembrane transport. The coding region runs from base 1 to 1596 and encodes 531 amino acids. Lineage: Eukaryota; Fungi; Ascomycota; Saccharomycetes; Saccharomycetales; Saccharomycetaceae.
AUGGCAGCGGAGUCCUCAAACGACAGAAGCCGCAACGAUCCCUUUACUGACAUAUAUACUGCUUAUUCGCAAGUAACUGAUACUACGGCUAAUGAUAUUGACCUUCGACAGUAUCCGCUAAGCUGGAAAACUGCCAAAAUAUACAUCAGCGCAUCGAUCGGGGGACUUCUGUUUGGGUACGACGGAGGCACCAUUGCUGGGGUUUUGAUGUCAUUACGGCCCCAGGAUUUGGGAUUAAAAGAAUUGAAGGAUUACCAAAAAGGUUUCAUCACCGGAACCGCAGGUCUUGGCGCCUUUAUUGGUUCCAUAUGCGCGUUCCCGUUGGCUGACCGUUUGGGCCGCAAACGCACAAUUGGCCUUUGCUCCAUGCUUUUUGCAAUUGCAGCAAUUGACAUGGCGUCUGCGCAAUCACUUCCCGCUCUAGUCGCAGGCCGACUCCUCUUGGGAAUAGCUGUGGGAAUCGCGGCGCAGUGCAUACCAAUAUAUCUGAGUGAGGUUUCCCCAAGUUCGGCGAGGGGAACAAUUUUGGCCCUUAAUACCCUUGCUAUUACCAGUGGUCAAUUAUUCUCAUGUGUACUUUCAUGGUUUAUACACAACCACACAGGUGGAUGGAGAAUACUUUUUGCAUUAGGUGGGCUACCAGCCGUAGUACUACUUUUACUUGUCAACUCGCUACCGGAGUCUCCAAGAUGGCUGCUGUUUACUGGAAAUCCGCGAGCAGCUCAAGAAUCACUACAUGUUAUCUAUCCCAAAGCAUCCAAGAUCGAAAUAGUUAACAAAUUGGUAAGUUUUGUGAACAAUAUGUCGAGCAUAAGCACCAAUGAAGAAGAAUCAGCGCCUCUUCUACGCUCAUCUUAUUCAGCGCGUAAUGAUUCCUUUGACAUAGAAGCUUUGAUCUCAGAAACUACGAGUAAUAUGGCUGGAGCAACAGCGCAACGUGGUGGACGUACUAAGAUGGACCCAAGAACACGCCGAGCCCUUAUAGUGGGUUGCGUUCUCAUGUUCUUCCAACAGUCGACGGGCUUCAAUGCAUUUGUUUACUACUCGCCUUUCAUUUUCUCAAAAAUUGGCGUCGAAGACCCACUUUUACCAGCGGUGGCUGUAGCUUCCAUUAACUUUCUCUUCACCAUCGUUGCAAUGUAUGUUGUCGACCGAUCAGGAAGGCGAAGUGUUCUCCUUCACACUAUUUGGAUAAUGACUCUUGGACUAAUUGUCAGCACGGUUGGAUUCCAAUACAAGGUUCCCGCUACCUUUUUGGCAGCAUUGUUGGUAUACGUGGCGGCCUAUGCAGUUGGAAUGGGCGCCAUUCCAUGGAUGAGCGUUGAAUUUUUGCCCUUGAAUCAGAGGUCGUUUGGGGCUUCUUGUAUUACGUGUACCAACUGGCUUACCAACUCGGCAUUAUCAAUUUCCUUCCUUCCGUUGGUCAGAGGAUUCGGUAACGAGUGCACAAUGACUCUAUUUACCGUGAUGACUGCUCUGAAUUGGUGUUUCGUUUACUUUUGGUAUCCUGAAGUCAAGGGAUUAUCUCUAGAAGAGAUCGGACAAGUUUUCGAGAAUGGAAUAGAUGUUCACUACGUGUAUAGAAAGUAUCACUAA